AUGAGAUCCGUUUACGCUGAUGCUAUAGCUGAAAGAGAAGCCAAGAAUUCUAUUCGUAAAGAUUUUCCUGUUAUUGCAAAUGUUACAGCCAGCAAGUUUUCCAUUUCAUUUUAUUUAUCCAACAUGAAGAAACCUCAAUGGAAAUUUUGCACAUUUCAGUGCGGUAAUCCACCGUUAAGAUUCACGAUUCAACAGUUUUAUUCUACUGAUAAGAUGAGACAAGUAUCAUCCGGAAUUUUUACUUAUUAUGAAUUAAAAUUAGUUGAAAAUUGUCUUUAUAAACGUCAAGAACUGCUGCUGAGUAUUUAA
Messenger RNA from Clunio marinus, 309 nucleotides. The record is from the annotation of a GenBank genome assembly. NCBI's taxonomy places the organism in Eukaryota, Metazoa, Arthropoda, Insecta, Diptera, Chironomidae.